AUGGCGAGAAUUACUGACGACCAAAAACCUUCGAUUGAGCAAAUCUCCAAUGACAAGAUCGCGCCCAAGACACUUGAAGCUGGAAAUGGGCCCGUGGAUGGACAUCGCAAGCUUGUUGCGCCGCCGCUAGUCGCCGCUAUGAGCGCCGAGGAAAGAUUUGAGGCGGAAAAGAAGAUGAGGAGGAAGAUCGAUACGAGGUUGUUGCCGAUGAUUAUCCUGAUGUAUAUUAUGAAUUACCUCGACAGGAAUAACAUCGCUGCCGUUCGCCUAGCAGGUCUUCAAGAUGAGCUGGAGCUCACGAGUGUGCAGUACCAAACUACCGUUUCCAUCCUCUUCGUCGGCUAUAUUCUCAUGCAAAUUCCUUCGAAUUUAUUCCUUAAUAAGACUGGCAAACCGGCCAUAUACCUGCCUACAUGCAUGAUCGUCUGGGGUAUCAUAUCUGGUGCUACCGGCGCAUGCCAGAACUUCGCUGGACUUGUGGUGUGCCGUUUCUUCCUCGGGUUCAUCGAAGCCGCAUAUUUCCCAGGGUGCUUGUUUUACCUUAGCGCUUGGUAUACAAGGAAAGAAUUGGGUCUGAGGACGGCGGUGCUAUACUCUGGGAGUCUGAUAUCGGGAGCGUUUGGUGGUCUAAUCACUGCGGGGAUCACGAGUAAUAUGGACGGUACGCAAGGUCUUAGAGCUUGGCGCUGGGUGUUUAUAAUUGAAGGUGUCAUCACCGUUGCGAUCGCUUUUGGAGCCUUUUGGAUUCUGCCUAACUUCCCUCGAACUACUUCCUGGCUCACGGAAGAAGAGCGCCAACUUGCCGUGUACCGACUUCAGGAAGAUGUUGGAGAAGAUGAUUGGGUGUCCGCAGAGUCACAGACCUUCUUCCACGGCCUAAAGCUCGCAUUGCUCGAUAUCAAGACUUGGGUGCUCACCAUUCUUCUUCUCGCGAUUGUGUCUUCAGCGAGUGUUACCAACUUCUUCCCAACAGUGGUCAAAACCCUUGGAUACCCAAACAUCGAGACGCUGUUGUUGACAGCGCCACCUUAUGUCCUGGCAGUUAUCACGACCUACCUCAACGCCUGGCAUGCCGACCGCACUGGCGAACGAUUCUUCCACAUUGUUCUCCCACUCUGCGUGGGUGUAGCAGCCUUUAUCCUGGCUGCAGCUACAACAGCUACCGCACCCCGCUACGUCGCCAUGAUGCUGAUGGUCCCUGGUGUCUAUACUGGCUACGUUGUCGCUUUGGCCUGGAUUUCCAAUUCUUUACCCCGUCCGCCAGCAAAGAGAGCGGCUGCACUAGCUUUCAUCAACGCGAUCAGUAAUACUAGUUCGAUUUAUGCAAGUUAUAUGUACCCGCAGCCGAAGAGUGGACAACCGGACUUGACGGUACCACUCAGUGUGGAUUGCGCAACUGCAGCACUGGCCAUCAUCAUGACGGUCAUCAUGCGGAUCAUCCUAGGAAGGCUGAACAAGAAACUUGCAAGGGGAGAACACGUUGAAGGCGCGAUCAACGCUGUCCCAGGAGUUGGUGCGGAGCGAGGUUUCAGGUUCUUGGUCUAG
Molecule: messenger RNA, 1545 nt
Organism: Alternaria postmessia
Lineage: Eukaryota; Fungi; Ascomycota; Dothideomycetes; Pleosporales; Pleosporaceae
Exons: 5
Coding region: 1-1545 (514 amino acids)
Biological process (GO): transmembrane transport
Cellular component (GO): membrane
Molecular function (GO): transmembrane transporter activity
Source: RefSeq, a predicted model, not a curated record